Messenger RNA from Maudiozyma barnettii, 1005 nucleotides. It is a transcript of the gene SCD6, whose product is annotated as Scd6p. Gene Ontology annotation, molecular function: mRNA binding. The record is from RefSeq and is a predicted model, not a curated record. The transcript has a single exon. Lineage: Eukaryota; Fungi; Ascomycota; Saccharomycetes; Saccharomycetales; Saccharomycetaceae. Bases 1 to 1005 code for a protein of 334 amino acids. Gene Ontology annotation, biological process: cytoplasmic stress granule assembly; P-body assembly. Gene Ontology annotation, cellular component: P-body.
AUGUCUGAAUAUUUUGGUAAGACCAUUUCUCUGAUUUCUGUUACUGACAACAGAUACGUAGGUUUACUAGACAACAUCGAUUCUGAUAAGGGGACUGUUACUCUAACAAAUGUUCGUUGCUUUGGUACCGAAGGUCGUAAAAAUUGGGGUCCUGAAGAGAUAUAUCCAAGUACUACGGUGUAUAAGACUGUUCAAUUCAAUGGUAAUGAUGUCAAAGAUUUAAGUAUCCUUGAAGUUGGGUUGGAUGAGGUUCAGCCAGUACUUCGUCCAGAUAAUGGUACUGUGCCAGCUCAGCAAGCAAACCCUGAACAGCAGCAAUCUCAACAGGCAACAGGUAGUAUCCCCAAAGAAGACUUACCUGCAGCUGUUGCAGAUUAUGGUGUAUAUGCUCCAACUGAAGGUGCAAAUACUGUUGGUCUUUCUUCGGAAACUACCGAUGUUACGAAUGAUUCACAAAGACAAAGAGAGUCACGCCCAAAUAAGUCUAACUACAAUAAUCAUCACAGACAACAGCAACAACAGCAACAGCAGCAGCGUCCAGAUCCUUCCAGAAAGAUCGAAAUUCCUAACGAUGAUUUUGAUUUUACAUCGAAUAAUGCGAAGUUUGCGAAAGAAGCUCCAGAAGGACAUAUAAUAGAUGAAUUAGAGGAAGUAGAAAAGGCUAAUAGGGAUGAACCACAUCCAGAUGGUUUCUACAACAAAAAAUCAUCCUUUUUCGACUCUAUUUCUACAUCUGCGGAGACCAACACAAAUAUGAGAUGGCAAGAAGAAAAGGCCUUGAAUAUGGACACAUUCGGGGAAUCUUCUGCAAGACCAAGAUUUAACAAUAGAAGAGGUAAUUUUAGAGGUAGAGGAAGAGGAAGAGGUGGUAGCAGAGGUGGUAGCAGAGGUGGUAACAGAGGUGGUAACAGAAAUUACAAUAAUAAUAAUAAUAAUAAUUACGGAAACAACGAUUCUGGAAAUUUUCAAUCUGGGUUUACUAGUAAUAACCACGUCGAAUUUUAA